Acromyrmex echinatior (Panamanian leafcutter ant) is the source of this 600-nucleotide messenger RNA. It is a transcript of the gene Nxt1, whose product is annotated as NTF2-related export protein 1. NCBI's taxonomy places the organism in Eukaryota, Metazoa, Arthropoda, Insecta, Hymenoptera, Formicidae. Gene Ontology annotation, biological process: nucleocytoplasmic transport. The record is from RefSeq and is a predicted model, not a curated record.
CAUACUGUCCUAUUGUCAAGUGUUGUCAAGUUUCUGCAUUCUAUGCAUUUUAUGCGUUUGAUGCAAAAAUUAUUAGAUUAAAAAUAUAAAAGUUUAUAUGAUUUUGAGCAUAUGUAAUAAUUAAAAUGGAGCAGGACUUGAAAGCUAAAAUUGACCAUGCUUGUCGUACUGCAGAAGACUUCACAAAAUUAUAUUAUGAAUCUUUAGACAAACGGAGAUAUCUGAUUUCAAGAAUGUAUAUGGAUACCGCUACUCUGAUAUGGAAUGGAAAUGGUGUAACAGGCAAAGAAACUAUACAAAAAUUCUGGACAGAUUUACCACCUUCAGAACAUACCGUUCAUACUCUUGAUGCUCAACCAAUUACAGGUCCAGAGGUAGCCAACCAAUUAACAUUUCUUGUCAAGAUCGGCGGUCAAGUAAAAUAUGACGAGAAGAAUUCAAAAUCAUUCAAUCAAACCUUUUUAAUUACGGCUAUAGGCGAUAAAUGGAAAAUUGUAAGCGACUGUUUUCGAGCACAAGAGCUAUUAGAUAACAAUACAAGUUAGCUACAUUAAGUAGGUGCAUUAAGAUUAUAAUAAACUUAUUUUAUACUGUAAAACA